Messenger RNA from Plasmodium malariae, 753 nucleotides. Its product is annotated as CPW-WPC family protein. The transcript has 10 exons. The record is from RefSeq and is a predicted model, not a curated record. NCBI's taxonomy places the organism in Eukaryota, Apicomplexa, Aconoidasida, Haemosporida, Plasmodiidae. The coding region runs from base 1 to 753 and encodes 250 amino acids.
AUGAAUAAAUUUUCUCUAUAUUUACUAUUUCUUUUUUUUUAUGUUGAAAUAUGCACUUGCGAAAAUAAUAGUAAAGAUGCAACGUUUUCAGACAACGAAUUAGAAAAAAUAGGGGGAAGUGCAGGUGAUAUUAUUACAAGCUCUUCAAGAUUACCGUACUCAGAAAAUAACCAUCCUCCCAACACAAACAUUUCCGGAGAUAUAUUAAGGGGACUAAAAAACAUUCCGCCUCCAACUGUUGAAUUAAAAGAAAAAACAUUAAUUGAUCCUGAUAUUAUUUGUGAAAGGGAUUACAACUUACCUUGUCCAGAUGACUAUAAUUAUAUAGGGGAUAUUCAUGAACCAGACGAUGAAAUAUGUGCACCAUCAUCAACAUAUGAUGGCCCAUGUAUAGGUGAAGAGUUAAAUGUAAAACACAUGUCUGCAAAAACAAAAGAAAGUUGGUCCAAAAAAUGCCAAGCAUUUUGGCCUUGCCGAAAAUGUGUCAGAAAUUUUACGUCAUUUUGUCCAGAAAAAUGGAAUAAGAUAGAGGGUACAAUAAGAUCUUGUAAACCAUCGAUGUUGUACACUGGCCCUUGUAAUUUUCAAAUGAACUUUUCUGGGUAUAAUAUUAGAAUGUUAGAAGAAUGGAGUUUAAAAUGUGAUGCUUGGUGGAUGUGCGAUCAUGUAAAUUUAUUGGGUGACUGUCCUGACAGCGAUGUACCUAUUACAGCAGCUGCUACGAGGUGGAGAUUAAAGAAAAAUUAUCAGUGA